Molecule: messenger RNA, 1907 nt
Organism: Temnothorax curvispinosus
Lineage: Eukaryota; Metazoa; Arthropoda; Insecta; Hymenoptera; Formicidae
Gene: Ogg1
Product: N-glycosylase/DNA lyase
Exons: 3
Coding region: 781-1815 (344 amino acids)
Biological process (GO): nucleotide-excision repair; base-excision repair; base-excision repair, AP site formation
Cellular component (GO): nucleus
Molecular function (GO): 8-oxo-7,8-dihydroguanine DNA N-glycosylase activity; damaged DNA binding
Source: RefSeq, a predicted model, not a curated record
UUAUUAAGAUUAAUAAUUUUAUUUCUUAUCUAUUACCGACAUACAUAUGUUCUGAUACGAUUUGACGUAAUAUAAAUUUUAUCUAGAAAUUGUAGAGAAUAAGUCACCAAACUUUCCAGAAUCGCGCGCAUAUUCUUUGAUCAAUAUUGACCCGAUUAUUACCCACUUUAAUCAAAUUAACUAGCAUUUAAUUCUUUUCUAAUACUUAAUAUUCAACAUUAAAUAUUUUUAUAAUUAAUACAUUAAUAAUCUAAAAGUUUUCUUAACUUCUGUUUGAAGAGAGAAAAGUUAACUGAAAGCGAAAUAAAUAAAGUCAGGUUUUUUUAUUUAUUUUUUAUCCCCUUUAGAAACCUAUCGCUUUUAGCAGUAAAGGUCUAUCAUGUUGUAAUGCUUUAUGUCGAUAACUUCUUCUCACAGUCACACGACCAACGUGUUCUUUAAGAUAAGUAUAAGUAACGUGCUGCUGUGCGUCUAGCAUUAGAUCUGUUAUCACAUAUCAUUGCACUUGCACAUACGAAUCUUCUAAAAUAGUCAGGUCACGUGGUCGAUCCCGCCAGUUUACAGUCUGCACAUGCGCGUAAAAGUGCUCACAUCUCCAUCUCACCUGUCACAUGUGUGCGCAUGUGACGAGAUUGGGAUUUUACUCUUUCGUUGUGCCGAUGAGACUUUACCUCGUUUCAAUAUAAAACUUGUAACAAUAUAAUGCAAACACGCGUACAAUAUAUAAAAUAUUAAAGAAAGACAUCAUUAGAAGUUAGCAAUAAUAUGUCAGUUGCUUAAAUGACUAAGCUUGCUGCGCGAGGUUAUCUGAGGAUGCAUAACACGUAUGAGACGAGAGUGAAACAAGGCAGUAUACCUUGUUUAUGUACGGAAUUGAACCUUGCUCUCACGUUGCACGGUGGCCAGAGUUUCAGAUGGACAGUUUGCGACUCUGGAUACAGAGGUAUCUUCAAAGGAUACAUUUGGACUUUGUCUCAAAAUAAAACCCAUCUCUUAUAUACUGUGCAAGGACAAUUAAAGGAUUCUGUAGACUAUGAUAAUAUUCUGUCUGAGUAUUUUAGGCUGUCAGUAUCGUUAAAAAAACAUUAUAAAGAAUGGGCAGAAGCAGAUACACACUUUCAAAAGUGUUUAGAUGAAAAUAAUGCUGUUCGAAUAUUGAAGCAAGAUCCCGUAGAGAAUUUGUUCUCGUUUAUCUGUAGCUCCAAUAAUAAUAUAUCGAGAAUAUCAAAUAUGGUUGAAAAAUUGUGCUCAUUAUUUGGUCGUAAAAUAUGUUCGAUUGAGGAUAAAGAUUAUUACGAUUUUCCAACGAUAGAAGUUUUGAAAGAACAAAAUGUAGAAAGCAUAUUAAAAAGAGAAAAAUUCGGCUAUCGUGCUGCGUACAUAGUUAAUGCGGCAGGGCGUUUAUCAGCAUUGGGUGGAAAGGAUUGGCUCCUAAAUCUACAAAGGGAGAACGUUUCUUACCACGCUGCCAGAGAACAACUGAUGACCCUGCCAGGAAUUGGUCCUAAAGUUGCUGAUUGCAUAUGUUUAAUGUCACUAGGCCAUUUAGAUGCUAUACCUGUUGAUACCCAUAUUUUCCAAAUAGCACAGGCAAAUUACUUACAGCAUUUAAAAAAGCAAAAAACAGUUACACCAAAAAUUCAUACUGAAGUAAGUAAUUAUUUACGAGAAUUAUGGGGUCCGUUGGCUGGAUGGGCACAAGCUAUUGUAUUUUCCACAAAAAUUAAUGAUAAAUCUAAAUCAACUGGGAAGCAAAAACGCAAGAACAGCGAUAACAAAAAUUUAGUACAAGCAAAAGUACUUAAGGUGGUAUGAUCAUUAUGAAAUCGUGUUUAUUUUCACAAACAGUAGAUUAUGUAAAACAAUUUUAUCCAAGUCUGUAGAAAAAUCGUAUUUUAUUAAUUGCC